AGGUUCAGCACUGAAGAGUGAUGAGGAGGUAGAGAGCUAAAGAGUCAUCCUCAUCAGAUUAUCUAUCAGACUUGUAGAAAUGUUUCAGUUUUCUCUUCGACGAGCGAGAAGCGUAACCCAAUUUAGAACCCAGAUUUCCGUUAUGGGGAUCUCACAUCUCUCCACAGCCACGGAGCCUUUAGCCAGAAACCCUCCGCCGAGACUUCGUAAUCUGAUUGGAGGGAAAUUUCUGGAAUCGCAAGCGAGUGAGACGAUAGAUGUCAUAAACCCAGCAACUCAGGAGGUUGUUUCUCAACUGCCUCUAACUACCAACGAGGAGUUCAAAGCUGCAGUGAGUGCAGCCAAACAGGCUUUUCCUUCAUGGAGAAACACCCCGAUUACAACUCGUCAGCGCGUAAUGUUAAAGCUCCAAGAGCUCAUCCGCAGAGACAUCGAUAAGAUUGCCUUGAAUAUUACCACAGAACAGGGCAAGACGUUGAAGGACGCACAGGGAGAUGUUUUCCGUGGGUUAGAGGUGGUGGAACUUGCCUGUGGAAUGGCAACUCUGCAGAUGGGGGAGUUCGUCUCCAAUGUGUCCCAUGGAAUUGAUACUUACAGCAUCAGAGAACCCAUCGGUGUUUGUGCUGGGAUAUGCCCCUUCAAUUUUCCAGCAAUGAUUCCCUUAUGGAUGUUCCCAAUGGCAGUGACAUGUGGCAACACAUUUAUUCUUAAGCCGUCAGAGAAAGAUCCUGGAGCUGCUAUGAUGCUUGCUGGGUUGGCAUUGGAGGCUGGUUUACCGAAUGGAGUCUUAAAUAUUGUGCAUGGAACAAAUGAUGUUGUUAAUAAUAUCUGUGAUGAUGACGACAUUAAGGCUAUAUCAUUUGUUGGUUCAAAUACAGCUGGCAUGCACAUAUAUUCAAGAGCUGCAGCUAAAGGAAAACGUGUUCAGUCCAAUAUGGGAGCCAAAAAUCAUGCAAUUAUAAUGCCAGAUGCAAGUGUAGAUGCUACUAUAAAUGCUCUAGCUGCCGCUGGUUUUGGUGCUGCAGGACAGAGGUGCAUGGCACUCAGCACAGCUGUCUUUGUUGGAGACUCAAGAGCAUGGGAGGAAGCACUUGUUGAGCGUGCCAAAGCACUUAAAGUAAAUUCUGGAACUGAACCUGAUGCAGACCUUGGCCCAGUGAUUAGCAAACAGGCAAAAGAUCGAAUAUGUAGACUGAUCCAAAGUGGAGUUGAAACUGGUGCUAGACUUUUGCUUGAUGGGAGAAGUAUUGUGGUUCCAGGGUACGAGAAUGGAAACUUUGUUGGUCCCACCAUCUUAUCAGAUGUGACAAGCAACAUGGAGUGUUAUCAGGAGGAGAUCUUUGGCCCAGUUCUUCUCUGCAUGCAGGCUGACACCCUAGAAGAGGCUAUAAGCAUUGUUAACAGAAACCAAUAUGGUAAUGGAGCUUCUAUAUUUACCACCUCUGGUGUAGCUGCAAGGAAAUUCCAGAAUGAAAUUGAAGCAGGCCAGGUUGGCAUCAACGUUCCGAUUCCAGUUCCAUUGCCCUUUUUCUCCUUCACCGGAUCCAAGGCAUCAUUUGUAGGCGAUCUUAAUUUUUAUGGUAAGGCAGGCAUGCAGUUCUACACUCAGAUCAAAACAGUAACUCAGCAAUGGAAGGAUUUACCAAGCCAAGGAGUGUCACUGGCUAUGCCGACAUCGCAGAGAACAUAGAACUUGGUUUUCCAUUCUGUAAUUUGCCUCCUUAUUGCAUUUUCUAACAUAA
Telopea speciosissima is the source of this 1742-nucleotide messenger RNA. RefSeq names its product methylmalonate-semialdehyde dehydrogenase [acylating], mitochondrial. Gene Ontology annotation, molecular function: malonate-semialdehyde dehydrogenase (acetylating, [NAD(P)+]) activity; methylmalonate-semialdehyde dehydrogenase (acylating, NAD+) activity. The record is from RefSeq and is a predicted model, not a curated record. The transcript has 19 exons. Lineage: Eukaryota; Viridiplantae; Streptophyta; Magnoliopsida; Proteales; Proteaceae. Gene Ontology annotation, cellular component: mitochondrion. Gene Ontology annotation, biological process: thymine catabolic process; L-valine catabolic process. The coding region runs from base 80 to 1690 and encodes 536 amino acids.